Messenger RNA from Eucalyptus grandis, 3052 nucleotides. Its product is annotated as protein PAF1 homolog. The record is from RefSeq and is a predicted model, not a curated record. The coding region runs from base 664 to 2820 and encodes 718 amino acids. The transcript is spliced from 12 exons. Gene Ontology annotation, cellular component: Cdc73/Paf1 complex. Gene Ontology annotation, molecular function: chromatin binding; RNA polymerase II complex binding. Gene Ontology annotation, biological process: transcription elongation by RNA polymerase II. NCBI's taxonomy places the organism in Eukaryota, Viridiplantae, Streptophyta, Magnoliopsida, Myrtales, Myrtaceae.
UCGUAUAAAUACGAGCUGUCGAUGCUGCGGCGAGAGUUCAGUCGCUGACGAGAGCUGUUUCCGUCAGCCGAAAGCUUCGCCUCUCCUCGUCGCUCCGCUUCUUUUAGAGAAAACCGAGCGUUCGCUUCGUCUUCAGCUGGCCUCCGCCGAUUGGUUCGAGCAGAGGGUUCUCGGAGGAGAACGAGGAGGAGGAGGAGGAGGAGGAGGAGGCGAAUUUGCCGAUCCAAUUGAGGCCUCUUCGCUACUUCGGUCGAGGAUCUGUACAUUCCGGGAUAAGUUUUUGAAUCGGAUUUUAGGCGUAGGUUGUUUAGUCUGUGGAGUUUGGAGUUGGGACGAAGUCAGUAGGGUUUCGGUUUGAAGCUGUCUUGAGUUUCCGGGCCUCUUUCUCUCGUUGCUCGAUGGAGACGGAAUCGUCUCGAUUGGUUUUUGGGGGUUUUUCUUUUGGCUGUUUUAGGGUUUAGGUUUCCUGCUUAGAACGGAGGAGGAUAGUGUUUGUGGAUAUUUUUUGAUCUGCCCUAAUCGAAAUACUGCUCUCUCUCCCUGAUUUUUUUUUUUUUUUUUAAUCCCUGAUCUUCGAACCUCAGAAUUGGAGCUUCAGUAGUUGUGCUCUGCAGUGAAAUUCCUCUCUUUUAGGGUUUUCUUUUAUUGGAUUGAAUCUCGGCCAUGGCCUCCUAUAGGCCCUUUCCCCCACAAUCCUCAUUUGGUCCACCGCCAAGCCAAAAUCCACUUCCGCCGCCGCCGCCUCCUCCUCCAAUUUCCCAGCCGCAGGCAGGUACGCAGUAUUCACAGAAUUGGGGUUACGGUGGUGGCGGAGGUGGUGGUGACGUGCCUAUGCCAUCAGCUGCUACCGCUGCAUUCCCUCAAAACUACAGCCAAAUUCACCCAAAUUCUAAUUAUCCCCACCAACCUUACAAUCCUUCAAGACCUCAACAUCCCCCUCCUCCCCAUUAUGCAUACCAGCCACCUCCACCGCCUCCACCACCAGAUUCUUCAUAUCCUCCGCCCCCGCCGCCGCCGCCUCCACAGAAUUCAGCAAGCUUACAGCCUCCUCCACAACCACAACAGCCUCCUAUGUAUUACCCAUCAUCUUCGCAAUACUCUCAGUACAAUCCCACAUCAAUGCAGUCAUUGCAGCCACCGCCGCCUCCACCUCCCCCGUCAUCUCCUCCUAGUUCUGCAAUUCCACCACCACCCCCAAGUUCGCCUCCUCCUCCUCCUCCUCCUCAGAGUAAAGAAAGUGUAGGCUCUGAUAGGAAGUCCCUUGAGCGCGAUAAAGGUGCUUCAAGAGAACGUGAACCUGGUAAAUAUGAUCGUGGAUUUUCCGUUAAACCACAUAAACUUCCUGCCCCAAUGGUAAAAAAACCGAAUGGGAAUUCCGGGAGGGUGGAGACUGAAGAAGAGAGGAGGUUGAGAAAGAAGAAAGAGUAUGAGAAGCAAAAACAGGAGGAGAAGCACAGGCAUCAGAUGAAGGAGUCACAAAAUUUGAUAUCACAGAAGACCCAUAUGAUGUCUUCAGGGAAGGGACAUGGGUCAAUUGUCGGUUCUAGAAUGGGGGAUAGGAAAGCAACGCCUUUCUUGACGGGUGAGAGGACUGAGAAUAGGUUGAAGAAGCCAACCACUUUUUUGUGCAAGUUGAAAUUUCGAAAUGAGCUGCCAGAUCCAAGUGCUCAACCAAAACUUAUGGCUUUCAAGAAAGACAAGGAUCGCUUUGCUAAAUACACUAUAACAUCUCUGGAGAAAAGUUGGAAACCCGAACUUCAUGUUGAGCCUGAUCUUGGCAUACCUCUCGACCUGUUGGACCUGAAUAUAUACAAUCCUCCAAGUAUUCGCAAACCCCUUGAUCCAGAGGAUGAAGAAUUACUGCGUGAUGAUGAUGUGGUGACACCAAUAAAGAAGGAUGGGAUAAGAAGGAAAGAACGACCUACCGAUAAAGGUGUUUCUUGGCUAGUUAAAACACAGUACAUAUCUCCUCUCAGUUUGGAUUCAGCAAAACAGUCUUUAACUGAGAAACAAGCAAAAGAAUUGCGUGAAAUGAGGGGAGGUCGCAAUAUUUUGGAUAAUCUCAAUGACAGGGAAAGACGAAUCAAGGAAAUUGAGGCAUCGUUUGAGGCAGCCAAGUCAGCCCCUGUUCAUGCAACCAAUAAGAACUUAUAUCCAGUUGAAGUUCUGCCUCUUUUACCUGAUUUCGAUCGGUAUGAUGAUCAAUUUAUUCUCGCGUCAUUUGAUAAUGAUCCCACAGCUGAUUCAGAAGUCUACAGUAAAUUGGAACAAUCGGCCCGUGAUGAGUAUGAAGCAAAGGCUAUUAUGAAAAGUUAUGAGGCCAUAGGCUCUGAUCCAUCAAAACCAGAGAAAUUCUUAGCCUACAUGGUCCCUUCUGCAGAUGAGAUAUCGAAGGAUAUUUAUGAUGUGGAUGAAGAAAUUGGCUACUCUUGGCUUCGGGAAUACCAUUGGGAUUUUGUUCGAGGCGGCAAUGAUACAGAGGAGCCCAGCACAUACCUAGUGUCAUUUGAUGAGGGUGAAGCACGCUAUGUGCCUCUUCCUAGAAAGCUCAAUUUGAGGAAAAAGAGAGCAGAGGGAAGAUCCAGUGAUGAAGUCGAACAUUUUGCAAGACCUGCUGGUGUUACUGUGAGGCGCAGAACAAUACCAGCUACUAUCGAGUUGAAAGAACCAGGGGUCUACUCAAAUUCAAAGAGGAGUGCUUCUACUUCUAACUUAGGGGCUUUAGAAGACGAUGAAGAUGAUCUUGGAUCACCUGAGAGGGUCACACAGGACGAGCAUAUGGAACGAUCUAGUGGAGCCGAAGAUGACAUGUCUGAGUGAGCAGGUUGGCUGGUGGAAGUAACGGUCCAGUGUUUGAAUGUGCAGUUUUAGCACCGUGCUCUAUACAGAGUUUGUACUGAGGUUGCUUCUUUAUUAAGAUAGGUUUUUCCUUCAUUACCAUAACGCUAGAGGGAAGCUGUGCAAAAGGAUGAAGAUACAAUAAUGUUAAUGUUGCAAUUGUAGUUAGCAAAUGCCAAUCUUUAUAAUGGCAAAUGGGUCUCCUUUUCAUCUU